This is a messenger RNA of Thlaspi arvense, 897 nucleotides long. The record is from the annotation of a GenBank genome assembly. NCBI's taxonomy places the organism in Eukaryota, Viridiplantae, Streptophyta, Magnoliopsida, Brassicales, Brassicaceae.
AUGUUUCUCGGGAUUCGUUGGCUAAAUGCAUUAGGGCGUGUAACUUGGGAUGGAAUAACCAAAACAGUAGAAUUCCAAACCCCAACUGCAACAAUCAAAUGGCAAGGAGAGGCAGCAACAAGAGGGAGUGAAGCAACUGCGUUGAAUGCAAUUAGCAAUGGGACAGACCAUUUGGAAACCUGGGUUUUACGUUUAGGGAGUUUUCCUUUUCAUUCAUUGUACCGUGUGAUCACGUUAAUCACGGCUCCAAGAAAGAAGAAGUUACCAGCUCCUACUACUAGACUUACACGAGCCCAAGCAAAAGCUAAAGCUGAAGCAGGGUCUCCUUUCGGUUGCCUCAUGAAUUACUUAGGCCCUGAUGCUCCAGCUUCAUUUGUUAUUCCCUCUUCAUCGCUUGUUAGUGAUGUCAUAUCACCGGAAGGUUGGUCUCUUCCUCAUGCCCAUUCAUAUAAGGUUCUCCAAGUUUUGAGUUUCAUUACAACUAUUCAGCCAACGCCUGUUACUGAUUCCACUCAAUGGUGUAUUGGUGAUAAAAUCUACAACUCUUAUAUCUCUAAGGACAUCUGGAACACAAUUCGGGAAGCAAAACCACAAGUUCCCUGGUUUUUGAUUAUAUGGCACAAAGCUUUAGUGCCAAAACAUGCUUUGCUAUCUUGGUUGUUUCAAUCUUGUCUAUAUGAGAUUUUGAGAGAACGAAAUAACCGCUACCACAAUGGUCUCACGCCGCCUACGGCGGUGGUUCCCACUUCCCAGAAAGGUAUAUCUUGUAGUCCGAACGAAGGCUAUGACCUUGAAGAAUUUAGACAAAAAGCAUGGGGAAGCUUUGCUCGCCUUAUGGUCGGCCCACAGCUGAUUGUCUCUUCUUACCCUCUUCUCUCCUCUCAAUCUCUUACAUAG